Stylophora pistillata is the source of this 3558-nucleotide messenger RNA. Its product is annotated as methyltransferase HEMK2. Gene Ontology annotation, molecular function: nucleic acid binding; S-adenosylmethionine-dependent methyltransferase activity; protein methyltransferase activity. Gene Ontology annotation, cellular component: eRF1 methyltransferase complex. Gene Ontology annotation, biological process: methylation. Lineage: Eukaryota; Metazoa; Cnidaria; Anthozoa; Scleractinia; Pocilloporidae. The record is from RefSeq and is a predicted model, not a curated record.
UUUUUUAACCUUCCAAUGUCUUUUCCCACUCCAACGUUUUCACAUUUUAGUCAAGUUGAUUACCAGCAUGUCUACGAGCCUGCAGAAGACUCAUUUCUCAUGAUGGAUGCAUUGGAAAAAGACGCAGAUUUCUUGAGAGCACAAAGGCCACUUUUAUGUGUGGAGGUCGGCAGUGGCUCCGGUGCGCUGAUAACCUUCUUGGCUUCCAUUCUUGGACCCCUCACCCACUACAUAGCUACAGACAUAAACCCCAAAGCAGCUCAAUGCACGUCAAAGACAGCAAAACAGAAUGGAGUGAAUGUUUGUUGUGUUGUAACAGACUUGGUAAGUUCUGAUAUAUGUAUCUUCUGUUUUUGUAUCAAUUCGUGCCAGGUAAUGGAUCGUCUUUUCCCAUUUGUAUCCACGCUUCUGUCCAACACAGGAUGUUUUUAUCUCGUAUCUGUGGCAGAAAACAAACCAGACGACAUUAUAUGUAUGUUGGAGUCCCAAGGGUUAGGCAGUGAACUUUUAUUGAAAAGAAAAGCUGGAAGAGAGAGACUCUCUGUUCUAAAAUUUACUAAAGACUUAAAGAAGAACAGCCAAGUUAGAUGACAAGUGGAAUUAUUAAGGCCAUGGUGUGCCGUCGUUAUUCGCUCGGACAGUUUUCGACUUGAAUCUUCGAAUCACUCGAAACCUGACAUCUUUCGGACAAUUAGUUGUGACAGAUUGUUGUGACAUUAUUGAGGUUGUGGUUGCUCAGCGACGACACUGACCGUUCUUGGUGGAAAAAACGCAGGCGCAGUUUCUGUGGUAUUACCUUUGUAAAUCAUAUCAAUUUGUUUUUGCGUAGUUUUCUGUCGUUGCGGUUAAUAAAAGAUUUAAAAGGAGUUUUUGAAGUCUCUCAUUGCUUAUGGCAAGCAGCCGAACGUUUUUCCUUUCUGCGGACAAAGGUAACAUCAGAUUUUUGAAAUAAUGACUGAAAAAACUGGAAAAUUUUAACGCCCUCUGAAUUACGUCAAAAAAGACCGUCUAUACCAGGAAAUUGCUCAGUUUUGUUUACCUUUCUGUUCGCGUUAUCACGGACGGUUUAUCUUAUUGAACUGCACGUGGUCGCCAAGUGUUGCAGGUAAACGUGAUUGAAGUACAAAUUACUAACGAAAGGCCAAGGUGGUUGUGUGGCGCCCUGCAGAACAGACGUCAUUUAAUUCAGUCAAACAGAGGCCGGCGUGAGGUGAGCGCGAAGUGCAAGACGUACGAAGGGAGGAGCGGAAAGAAAAAAAAAAGCCUGUACGCACACCAUUGUUCAAGGUGUUCCAGAAAAGCUGUUUUUGUAGCAUUUAUUCCGGUUCAAAAGCAAACACUCACCGUUUUUGCAUUCAUUUUUGAAUGCGUUUCAGAGAUCAACGAAAGAGGUGAGUGAAUCAAGAAAACACUGUAAUUUUGAUAUCAGAUAGCAGAAAAGAAGCUCCAAAAAAUUCAGACUUCGACGCUGGGCGCUACUACGAACUGGCAAAUUCUACACGGUUCCCUUUCUCUAAAUAGUAACUUCAUAAUUCGAUUCAUGGAAGGUUUUUCUGUAAGUUUAUGUAAGUAAUGUCGAAUUGACGGCCAGGCUAAUUCAAGACUUUACCAUGUUAAAUUUGUUGAAAUAUUAAUGUCCUCCAUUUAUUUAGUGCUUAGUUUUGUUUACUUUUCGCCUGAGGUAAACGUUUCUUUUUUAAGGAGAUGGUGCUCGUUUGAUUUACAUAAAUAUUGCGCAGUACUAAUUUCAUCAUUCAUUGUUUGUCGUUUUUGCUCAGUUGGGCUUUGCGACCGAAAACAUUACUUUCUGCGUUUUAUGUUUUAAUCUAUGCGGUUGGUUAACCAUAGUUGAAAUGUUUACAGGUCUUAUGGCGUUACGAGCCACUUUGCAAGUAACUGGAUUCUGAAACUAGAUGCAAAAAUUAUCUAUGCUUCAACAGUCUCUUUGAACUUCAACUCGCUGUUUUAUAAUUGUCGCAGACUAAUUCAAGGAAACGAGCCGGCCUACCGGAAGCGGGACUGGAUAACAUGGACAACGACUUCCGGUCAACUGUGUGCAUUCCAGGCGCAGUAUUGGUGAUGUUAUUUUCUCUUCUGGCAGUGGUAUUGAAUAGUUGUCUAUUGGUUGUGUUGUACAAAGACCCCACUAACUCAGUCAGGUCAACGAAUUCACUUUUGGUCACAAGCCUUGCUAUUCUGCAUCUGCUGUUUGGAAUCGUAGGCGGUACAGCGGCAGCAGAAAGCCACAUAGCAUGCGCACGGGACAUCGAAGGUACCGCUUACUUUGACAGUGUUUUUUCAAGAAUAUCCUUGACAUUGUUAAUACGCACUGAAAACUAUCUCAUGCUUGCAUUUUCGGUGGAGCGAUUGGGAAACACUUCUCGUCCAAUUUUCCAUCCUCGUGCAGAUAAAGUGAAAAGUACUUUGAUAUGUUUGACAUGCAUUGUUGUCUACUCUUUGGGUUUUUCAAUUUUCGAGAUAGCUGCCACUCCACGGUGGAUACAAGCGUUAGACAUCCAUCUCAACGUGGUGUCUCCUCUCGCAGCCACAAUUACACUAACGGCACUGCUUUACAAAGCGUUGAGGAAACUCAAUGGCCUCUACACAGAACAAGACCCCUGUGAUAGUUCCACGAGAAAAAAACCAAGUUGUAGAAGACUCAAAAAACAAAUAGCACUGUCAAGCCCAUUUAUAAUUGUGGUACUCCUUUUUGUCAUUUCUCUAUUGCCAUAUUGCAGUUUGGCACUGUACGAGGUUUACUGCUCGAAUUGUACUAAACUUGGCUGGUUCUUCGCAGUGUUUCGGAUGUGCGUCGCAUUCACCUUUCUUAGUGCCGCAUUGACGCCAGUCAUAUACUAUAUAUGUGUUCCUGAGUUUCAAACAGGAUUCAAAAUGGUGUUCUGUGGAAUGUUCGGGGAGCAAUCAUUUAGGAUGAAACCUUUCAGUCAUAGUGUAAAUCCGUCCAGGAAAGUAACAGUGAUAUAUCUGUGAGCUGCACAGGUCGCAAAAAUGAGCCUCGUGAAAGGAAAAUAAUUUGUAAUAAGAUUCAGCACCUUUUUUGUAAUUAAUGUUUGCUGCGCACGUCGUUUGAGUGCCUAAUCAUAACAACUAAUAAUAUCAAAGGAAUUAUCUUAAGAAGCCAAUGAGAAUAAAGUACACACAAACAAACUUCCUACAAAGCGGGAAAACCUUGAUUAAUUUUUAGUUUUCGCAUCUGGUUGGUUGAAAGUAUGGCGCAAGUUUUCUUGACCAAUCAUAGAGCACGACUGACCAAAACAAACUAAGUCCCGGAUUACUUUAUGAACAAUAUUAGCGAAGCAAACAAAUUCCAAAAGAAAGAACUCGUGGAAGUAAACAACACACUUCAAGAGACAAGACGCGCUCAAGACAUAAAUGAAAUCUUUAUUGACUCUAAAACAUGAACAAUUAGAACUUCUGCAUCUAAUUGAAAACAAUUAAAGUAGUAACAUUCUCAUUUUCCCGCUUUUAAUACUAAUAACCCAUUAUUUGCUUCUGUAGCUGUUUUAUAUCUUCUUUCUUGCAAUUAAGCAGCGACCU